Salvelinus sp. IW2-2015 is the source of this 3189-nucleotide messenger RNA. RefSeq names its product pannexin 2 (gene panx2). Gene Ontology annotation, biological process: cell-cell signaling; positive regulation of interleukin-1 production; monoatomic cation transport. Gene Ontology annotation, cellular component: plasma membrane. Lineage: Eukaryota; Metazoa; Chordata; Actinopteri; Salmoniformes; Salmonidae. The record is from RefSeq and is a predicted model, not a curated record. Gene Ontology annotation, molecular function: wide pore channel activity.
GGGAGGGGAGGGUGUGGAGGGGUAAAGGCGGAACAAACCGGUGUGCCCUGAUAGACGCUGUAGCGGCUCGCCCGCACUGCAGAUUAACUCUUAGCAGGCCGAGGAUGCACAGGACCGGGCUUUCUCUUCCGUGAUCCAAGGGUCCCACAAAGAUGGACCUUUGCUCUGCAUCUUCGCUCCGGGUGAAGUUCCCUAUAGUAGGAAGAAGGACAGGAGGUAUCCCUUUUGCUCUGGGCAUGGUACAAACUUACAAACUCAUCUGCGAGGAACCACACUCUUUGAGAACCGAGAUAAAGAUCAUAUGUCCUCUCUUCAACCUGACACUGUGUGUAGACCAAAGCCAGGUGAAGGUGAGAGAGGACAAAAGCACAGAAUGUACACAGCACAACUGGAACACACUGAAAACCACUGACUGAACCUAACGUCCUUUCUCAAUGUUGGAAGAGACAGUCAGAGAGCAUUGUUUGUCCCACUCACUCUCAGUGAACAUACGCCAGACUGUCCUGUGUGAGUAAAGGUAGCUAGGAGGACGGGGCAAAAGGUGGGAGGUCCCACUCACAGUCAGUGAAGAUCCCAAGACACCCAAGAGACUAUCCAUCAAGACCCAGCCAUUACUGACUUUACAUAGCCACAUAACCAGGCCUGGCCCAGAGACAGCCAGUCCUUGGUGUGUGGAAGUAGCCCAGUGUGUGUGGGUGGAGGUAGCUAGGAGGAGGGGGCGCCAGUUGUCUUCUCAGGCCGGAUGCAGAACAUCCUCGAGCAGAACUUAGACAUGGCCACGGCUCUGCUGGCGGGGGAGAAGCUGAAGGAGCUGAUUCUGCCUGGCUCUUCCCAGGAUGAGAAGGGAGGCAUGCUGGCCGGCCUCAUGGUCCAGCUCAAACUAGAGCUACCAUUUGACCGCGUCGUCACCAUYGGCACCGUCAUUAUCCCCAUCCUGCUUGUCACCCUCGUCUUCACAAGGAACUUCGCAGAGGAGUCAAUCUACUGCUACACGCCUCACAACUUCACCCGUGACCAGGCCCUGUACGCGCGAGGCUACUGUUGGACAGAGCUGCAUGACGCCGUGCCCGGGGUGGAGCCUGAACUUCGACCUUCGCUGUUCGAGCACAAGUUCCUGCCCUAUGCCCUGCUGGCCUUUGCUGGCAUCAUGUACAUCCCUGCUCUCGGCUGGGAGUUCAUGGCCUCCACAAGACUUACCUCCGAGCUCAACUUUCUGCUUCACGAGAUCGACAACUGCUACCACCGGGCAGCCGAGGGUCGGGCCCCUAAAAUCGAGAAGCAGAUCCAGUCUAAAGGACCGGGUAUCACUGAGAAAGAGAGACGUGAGAUCAUCGAGAACGCGGAGAAGGAGAAGAGCCCCGAGCAGAACCUGUUUGAGAAGUACCUGGAGAGACGAGGCCAGAGCAACUUCCUGGCCAAGCUGUACCUGGGGCGCCACCUGGCCAUCAUCUGCCUCAGCUCCAUCCCCAUCUCCUACCUGAGCGCCUACUGGCACCGCCAGCGCCAGAACGAGUUCAGCUGUGCCCUGGGGGAGCCUCCAGACACCAGCAGCAUCCCAGAGCUGAGGCUCAGCGUCAACUGCAAACUGCCGGCCGUGCAGCUGCAGCGGAUCAUGGCCGCCGUGGACAUCGCCCUGCUGAGCACCAUGAACCUCGUCAUCCUGGUCAACCUGCUGCACCUGUUUGUGGUGCGCAAGUCCAACUUUGUGUUCGACAAACUGCACAAGGUGGGCAUCAAGACGCGGAGGCGCUGGCAGAAGUCCCAGUUCUGCGACAUCAACAUUCUGGCCAUGUUCUGUAACGAGAACCGUGACCACAUCAAGUCACUCAACCGCCUGGACUUCAUCACCAAUGAGAGCGACCUCAUGUAUGACAACGUGGUGAGGCAGCUGCUGGCCGCGCUGGCCCAGUCUAACCAAGAUGUCACGCCCACUGUGAGGGACUCAGGCAUCCAGACCCUAGAUCCCAAUAUGGACCCCUCUCUCCUGGGGGUAGGGGAGCUGGGAGGGGAGCCGUUGGUCAUCAAACGACCACGCAAGAAGAUGAAGUGGAUCCCCAGCUCCAACCCUCUCCCGCAGCCCUUUAAGGAACCUCUGACAAUGACGCGUUUGGAGAACAGCAUUAAGCCUGAGAAGCCCAAACUGGUGAGGAGGAAAACAGUGGCAGAGAGCUACGUCGCUCCUUUAAGCAAGAGCACACAGUACUCUGCUAAAGAUAUGAGCACGAUGGAGAAAAAGCAUAGUCGCAACUUUUCCCUGGAUGUCCACCCGUACAUGCUGACCAUCCGUAAGCCCACCAAAGUAGAGACAGUCAGCGCAGAGCCUCUACCCCCAGACCACACCCUGGACGCGGUGUUCAUCGAGGGCACACACACCAUUGUCCAUGUCUCCGCUUCUAUCACAGAAAAGAAAGAUCGCACUCCAGAAUCCACCAACACAGUCUUCUCUACAAUGACCGUCCCCACCAGCACCUAUAUGAACGGUGCCACUCCCAGCCCCAACCCACCCUUUCUCGUUGACCGCCACCUUACAGAACCCCUGAUCGAGCAAGAGGAGCCUGAAGAUGCCCAGCCUGCAGUCUUCACUCGGAUCCCUUCCCACCAGCUGCUCAGUAUGCAUCAGCUACUCAGUAUGGAGGAAGAGGAGGCUAGAGGCCAGGGGGCCAGACUGUCUGAGAGACCCGGGGGGGAACUGAUUUCUGCUGGGGAGUGUUAAGGAGGAGACACACACGUCCCAUCCCACCUAUAGCCAAAAGCCACAUUGUCCCCCUGACCCCUAGUUAUGCUGUGCUCAUACCUCACUACUCCUCUGGUGAAGGCACUGAGUGCGAGUGCUGAUGGUGCUGAACCAGAAUUUUUAGCUGGAGUGUUGAAGAUUUAACAAGAUGGAGCAUAAGAGAGGAAGUGGUUCAAUGUGUUCUGAUCUACCCAUAGUCAUCUGACUGCUGUUACUCUCUCCACACAUGAAGACUUCGUUGAAAUGCACACAGGAGCAUUAUCUUUGUAGAUCCUGCACAGUUGAAUGGAGCAUUUGUUGGUCAUGUUCUUGACUUGGAGAGGAAGCAGCUCUUAAUGAAAAAGAUAAGAAAGAGAAUAGGGAAGACAUACGGUUUGAAGCUUUUUAAACACAUUUUAGAAAAGCACACAAUCUAUAGUUCAUUCGGAAAGUAAUCAGGGCCUUCACUUUUUCCA